AAGGAGUGGCUUGCCUAAUUUCUGUGCUGUUGCAUUGACACUUCACGACUUUGGUUAUCGUGCCGUUGGCAUUCGUCUGGACUCAGGGGAUUUGGCGUAUUUAUCACGAGAAGUGAGAAGAGUAUUUAAACUUGUCGCAGAAAAGUAAGUCUUCUGUUUCAUAUUUGCGAUAAAAGAGAUAUACAUGCAGGGGUUUCACAAAGCAGUAUCGUGCAGCAGAUGUUGGUCAACCUGCAGUUAUCAGAGUGAGAAAAUAAUGUUCAUUCUUUUCAUUAAAUGUAGUAGUCUUUUAUUUGGAGGCAAAUAAAUAGAAUCGAGAGAUGUAGUUUAAUUUUCUUGCUCCUUUUAAGUAUCAACAUUUCCGAAAUUGACCAUCGCGUCUGCUACCCAGUAACGCAUUAUUAAUGCAACUCACCCAUAGUCCCGUUCCAUUCGCUUUAGCUUAAACAGGUAUGUUUGUUUAACUUCUUUAGGUUUAACGUUCCUUGGUUAGAGAAUGCAAGUAUUGUAGCAAGUAAUGACAUCAACGAAGACACAUUGUUAUCUCUAAACCAACAGGUUGUUGUCUGUCACGUAUAAAAACCUGAACUAAACUAACUUUAUUUAUACUGGAUGGCUCUAUCAGUUCUAAAAUGUUCUUCCUUGAAGUGCAGUAAGGAUCAUCUCUUAUUGACCCAGUGUUACUACAAAAGUAAACCUGAACUAAACUAACUUUAUUUAUACUGGAUAGCUCUUUCAGUUCUAAACUGUUCUCACUAGAGGUCCAGUAAGGAUCAUCUCUUAUUGACCCAGUGUUACUACAGGAGGAAACCUAAACUAAACUAAUCAGUUCUAAACUGUUCUUCCUAGAGGUCCAGUAAGGAUCAUCUCUUAUUGACCCAGUGUUACUACAGAAGGAAACCUGAACUAAACUAACUUUAUUUAUACUGGAUAACUCUACCUGUUCUAAACUGUUCUUCCUAGGGGUCGAGUAACGGCUGCUGUUUAUAAUAUUCAUUAUUUGUUUUCUAUAGGGUCAUAGUAUCGAUUCAUUUGGUAUUGGUACGCAUUUGGUCACAUGUCAGAAACAGCCUGCGCUUGGUUGUGUUUUUAAAGUAAGUAAAACGGUUGCAGUUACGUCAGUCGGAUCUUGGUUGGCCACUCGACUGUUGGGUCAUUUUAACAUCUUUUGUUUUAUAGCUUAUUGAAAUUUCUGGCAGCCCGCGAAUGAAACUUAGCGAGGAUGUGGAAAAAGUCUCUAUUCCUGGAGAGAAGAAUCUCUAUCGACUGUAUGGACACGAUGGUAAGUUAGGCGAUGUAGGUUAAUAUGAAGAUGAACGUUGAUGAAAGUUGACAAGCAAGAGUUUGCAUGACAGUUUUCUCAACUCUCAUGCCUCGGUAAACGAGAACAAGAGUUGCAUGACAGUUUUCUUAACUCUCAUGUCCCGGUCAAACGAGAACAAGGGUUGUUGCAUGAGAGUUGAUGAGAGUUGAGAAGCGAGAGUUUGCAUGAGAGUUUUCUCAACUCUCAUGUCCCGGUCAAACGAGUACAAGAGUUGCACGAGAGUUCAUGAUGGUUGAGAAGCGAUUGUUUGCAUGAGAGUUUUCUCAACUCUCAUGUCCCGGUCAAACGAGAACAAGAGUUGCAUGAGAGUUGAUGAGAGUUGAGAAGCGAGAGUUUGCAUGAGAGUUUUCUCAACUCUCAUAGCCCCGGUCAAACGAGAACAAGAGUUGCAUGAGAGUUGAUGAGAGUUGAGAGUUUGCAUGAGAGUUUUCUCAACUCUCAUGCCCCGAUCAAACGAGAAUUUGAAUGUUGAUGAGAGUUGACUGACGGUGAAACGAGGAAAACGUCUCAUUAACGGUCAUCAAAAAUUAAACCAGCUCAAAGUUGAUGAGAAUACAUGAGUUGAUCUUCCAUCAUCUGACUGGGUGUUUACCGCACAUUCGUGAGCAGUUGAUGAUAUCAUUGGUACCACUGUAUUCACUUGUUUUUUUUUUUGUGAAUAGGGAAGGCACUGGUAGAUCUAAUGACACAACGUAAAGAAGAGGUUCCCAAGGUUGACUCGCGCAUUCUCUGUCGACAUCCAGUCUUGGAGAACAAAAGGGCUUGGGUUUCACCUUCAAAAAUUGAGAACCUUUACAAAGUUUACUGGAAAGAUGGAAAGGUGGAUAUUCAAUGGCCUCUCUCGGAACUGACAAUGUUAUCCAAUAUAAAUAAAGAAGUUUAGUUUAGGUUUCUUCCUGUAGUAACACUGGAUCAAUAAGAGAUAAUCCUUACUGGACCUCUAGGAAGAACAGUUUAGAACUGAUAGAACUAUCCAGUAUAAAUAAAGUUAAUUCAGUUUAGGUUUCCUCCUGUAGUAACACUGGAUCAAUAAGAGAUAAUCCUUACUGGACCUCUAGGAAGAACAGUUUAGAACUGAUAGAACUAUCCAGUAUAAAUAAAGUUAAUUCAGUUUAGGUUUCCUCCUGUAGUAACACCAGAUCAAUAAUGGUUAUGUAUUAUUUUGUUCUUUGCGUCUAAUAUGUUUUUUUUUUAUCUCUUUAUUAAAAGUUACAAGAGUCCGUACCAUCAAUAUCGGAGUCGCGGGAACAUGUUCAACAAUCUUUGAAUAGCUUGAGAGGAGACCAUCUCAGAACUCUGAAUCCCACACCUUACAAGGUCAGUACCGCAGAGAUCGCGCUCAACAUCUAGGGAGAACAGUUUAAAACUGAUAGAGAUAUCCCUUGAGAUAUCCAGUAUAAAUGAAGUUAGUUUAGCUUAGGUUUCCUCCUGUAGUAACACUGGAUCAAUAAGAGAUGAUCGUUACUGGACCUCUAGGAAGAACAGUUUAGAACUAUCCAGUAUAAAUGAAGUUAGUUUAGCUUAGGUUUCCUCCUGUAGUGGAAUAUACUGGAUCAAUAAGAGAUGAUCGUUACUGGACCUUUAGGAAGAACAGUUUAGAUCUGCAGAGCUAUCCAGUAUAAAUAAAGUUAGUUUAAUUUUGGUUUUCGUGAUGACCCUUCAAUGUAAGAGAUGGCACUAUAAACUAGACCUCUAGAUAAAAGCAGUUUAGAACUGAAUCAACUUUCCUACAUUUUAAGGUGUCGGUGACGGACAAUUUGUAUGUUUUUAUGCACAAUCUUUGGCUUGAUAGUGCCCCAAUUGGAGAACUCUCAUAAGGUAUUCGACAGUCGCUCAUCCAACCGGUAUGUACACUAUUCAUCAGUCGCCUUACACAUACGAAAACAUGGAACAACUAAAUUGUCUAUAGCACAUUUAACAAUUAAUCAAAUCAAUAUAAAACGUAGUCCUAGGGAAAGAACAAAUUGUAUAAACUAUAAUAUCGAUUAGGAAACGUAGUAUAAAAUAAUUUUAGGAUUAAUAAAAUGUGAGGAACAAUUAUUUAUUAACGUUCCCUCUAUUCGAUACUGAAGCGACGAGGGACGAGGCGGGGCUAUCCUUUUGGCCGCCUGCUGGCG
Molecule: messenger RNA, 3441 nt
Organism: Paramuricea clavata
Lineage: Eukaryota; Metazoa; Cnidaria; Anthozoa; Malacalcyonacea; Plexauridae
Source: the annotation of a GenBank genome assembly